GAAGUGAGAGAAUUCGAACUUGAUUGUGAUAUAAAAACUGUUCCGUUGAGGUCGUCUUCGCGAGGAUUAUGGCAGAAAAGAAGAAGAUCGCAAUCAUCGGUUCUGGCAACUGGGGUUCUGCGAUCGCCAGGAUUGUUGGUGCGAAUGUGCGUACCAUGAGCAUGAUGGACGAGGAAGUGAAGCUUUGGGUGUUCGAAGAAAUUCUUCCCGAUGGUCGCAAGUUGACCGAGGUCAUCAACACGGAGCAUGAGAACGUCAAGUACCUGAAAGGCUACUCCCUUCCGCAUAAUGUGGUCGCAGUACCUGACAUCCUCGAAAGUGCCAAAGACGCGGAUUAUUUGGUAUUCGUCUUGCCUCAUCAAUUCCUCCGAUCGAGUUGCCAGCCACUGAGGGGAAAACUCAAACAAGGAGCCGUUGGCAUUUCCUUGAUCAAGGGCUUCGACUUGAAACCCGAAGGCGGCAUCCAGCUCAUCAGCGAACUCAUCAACUCCUUGCUGGGCAUCGACGUGUGUUGUCUGAUGGGCGCCAACCUGGCGCACGAAGUCGCCGCCGAGAAAUUCUGUGAGACGACGAUCGGUGUGCACACGGACGAACAGUCGCUCAUUUUCAAGGACCUGUUCCAGACUGAUUUCUUCCGGGUCACGACUGUGCGAGACGCAAAAACUGUCGAAGUCUGCGGUGCUCUGAAGAAUAUUGUAGCUUGCGGAGCGGGUUUCGUGGAUGGUCUGGGAUACGGAGACAACACGAAAGCUGCUGUGAUCCGGUUGGGUCUGAUGGAGAUGAUCAAGUUUGCCGAGUAUUUUUACGCGGGCGCCAAGUUUAGCACUUUCUUCGAGUCCUGUGGAAUUGCCGAUCUGGUGACCACGUGUUACGGAGGCAGAAACCGCAGGGUUUCCGAGGCUGUGGUUAAAAGUGGCAAGAGUAUCAAACAACUUGAAGCUGAGAUGUUGGAUGGUCAAAGACUGCAAGGCCCUGAAACUGCUCAUGAAGUGAACGCUUUGUUGAAAGCUGAAGGGCUCGAAGCCAGGUUUCCCUUGUUCACCGCCAUUCACCGCAUUUGCGUGCAAGAAAUCAGUCCUAGCGAAAUGAUUGAAUGCAUCAGGAUGCAUCCAGAACACUUGGCGUUUGACAGGAGAAGGGUGAGCAUCGAACGAGACGUGGUGAACCAGUACGCGAGUUGUUUGUAGUGAAAUCCAGAAGGAAUAAUGACGACGACGCAACGAUGAGUACUGUAUAGGUGAAAACCUGAGAAGAGGGACAAAAAAUGGUACUGUAUACUCGGAUGCAACAGCCGCUGUGUAUAUGAAAACACCCGACAUUCAGGUUUUCGUUGACGUUACGUAGGUGUCGCUGGCAUUGCACCAAAGUUUAGGAGUAUAGGUUGAUAUGUGUAGGGGGCUUAUAUACAGGAAGUGUAGUUAUGUUACAGCGAUGCCGGCAACAUCUACGAAACAUUCGAAAUAUCAAAAAUAUUUGAAUGGAAGUGAAAAGUCGUGCACUUGUUGAGCAAGAAUGAGUCGCUGAUUUUUUAUUUAAUGUCUGGUCGCGCACAAAUUAAAUUUCGUUUAUAUUAGCCCACGUUUUUUGAUAUUCUAUGUUUUGUUUGGUUCAUGUUUUCCGAAAAGGAAUUUUUGCCUCAUGCAAAAAUCAGUUCAUCGAAUGUCAGUGCAAUUUUUUGGAUGGGUGCUGUCUUUUUUUUUUUUUUUUUACCGGUGUGGGGGUUUUUCAACAGUCCUGUACAUCAUCUUUAAAAUUGUUAUCGUUCGAAGUCGAGAACGCAAGUGUUCAUUUUGUUUCGGUGAUUCAUUGUCGAGCAAUAAUGAUGAUGUCCAAUGUUUUAUGAAGUCCGGAAAAUGAGGGAUUGUUGGGAAUUAUUGAUCGAACCCUCGAUGUUGAUCUGUUCUAACUUCUAUGCAUCACGAAGAAAUUUUAAAAAUGCAUCUUCAUUCAAUAAGAUAGCUUGGCAGUAUUUUCCCCCCAAAAUUUCCUUGAACUUUUUCAUGUUUUCUUCGUCUUGAAGUGCCGAUUUUCCUGCUACAAUGAUUUUUGUCAUUUUUCUUAAAAUUUGUCACUCUGUUCGCGGAAAUUUAUAAACUUUUUGGUUGUAAUAAGUCAAUCAAAAUCUAUCCUUAUCCUCAUCGUAAGGAAAUAUUGUCGUGCACAUGAGUUGAUUUACAAACAAAUCGACAGGAAGGGGAUAAAAGUUUCAAAUCAAGAGCAAUACCUUUAUGAAAUUGAAAAAUUAGAUUUCAUUCAUUUCCAGUCACAUAUUGUAUACUGGCAGCACCCUUGAGGAACCCUUGUUUUGUACAAACCUUUCCUUCGGCAACUCAGGGAGCGGGUUUAAAAAUGUUAUCGCACAAAGAUGACUUCGGCGUUUAUUUGAGCGGAAUAUUCAUCAAUUUCUCUGCUGAUGAGCAGUUUUUUUUUUUUCAUUUUACAGGAAUGAGGGGAAUUUUAUUUUUUAGUCUUGCUGCAAAGUGCAGUUUCCAUCAGAUCCAUGUAGAUGAGAUGCAAAUCUUCGCGGAUCGAAAGAAUGCCAUGAGUUAUCUCUCUCAUAUAGACGUCUCUAGUCAGGGUCGUGUGCUGUUAUUUCGUUUCUUUUUUUUUUCUCGAUUAGAAGGAAAAAAUUCGAGGAGUUGUUUUCGGUGCAAUAUUUGUUCUAGAGGAAGAGCUUCUUUUUAAGAAAAAAGAAGGAAAAAAAAAACUCCUGUUGAAAUCUGUAAGCGGCGGUUGGCAUUGCUGAAGGUGUGUCACUGUAUACUGUACUUACACGUUAUGUUGUCUAAUCCAAGAUGGUGGAAUCCUAGUUUUUUUUAUUGAUUAUAUUGCCUGUGUUAUCGGGAUUUUUGUGGAGUCGAGAAGAUUCUACAGUACGGAUAUUUCCGGGGAAAUGGGUUUUCAGAAUGAGUACAGGAAAGUUGUUGCAGAAUGGAAUAAAGUCUUUCUCCCGUUG
Notodromas monacha is the source of this 2956-nucleotide messenger RNA. Lineage: Eukaryota; Metazoa; Arthropoda; Ostracoda; Podocopida; Cyprididae. The record is from the annotation of a GenBank genome assembly.